AAUUUAACUUACAUUCUUACACAACUAGACAACUGGCUCUUAAAUUGUACCAAAUGUUGUACGUUUUCUUUGAUACAUGGGCCAUCGUCCUCUUCUUUUCUGAGACAAGUGCACGUUAAUGCACAUUUUCCUUGUCAAAAUUUUAUUUUGGUCCUAACCUAAGCUGCACCCCUUAGUCUCGCAGUCUCGUCUCAAGCAAGCUAUCAAUCGUUCUCCCAAGCUACAAGCUACUUCUGGCGAUUCAACUUAAUUUUGUUGACGAGAGGCCAAAGAUAUCAGGCACUUUCGGUCUUUCGUCAUUUUUUUUUAAAAAUCGUGUGUGCUUCGUUUAUAAAAUCCCAUCUCUCCGAGGGCAUCUUCGGUCUAUUUUGUUAGCGGCAGGAGAAGGUUAUGGGCGGAAUGAUACGCUUGCCACUGAAAGUAGACCUACUAUAACAAAAAUAAUGGUCUUCAGUCCACAACAAUCUUAAAUUUGUUUAAUAUGUGUAUUAGGACACAAUGAAUAAAACACCCCAGUGGUUUAGGAAACCCUGCUUCAGUGCAGCACUGAGCUCUUUGUGAUGGGUUAAAGAAGAUGUCAACAUAGUCUCUGUUUGUUUUUUGCGGCUACUAGGGUUAUGUUUACAUCCUUUGACAUUUUCAAUUCUUAACAUGGAGUCUGUACAGCUCCUUGCCGAUUCAUCUGAGGUUUUAGGAGGGCAUGUGCUUUCUCUCCAAAAUGGAGAUGUCCUGAGAGAUAGUGGAAUUUUAUUUACUCAAGAUGGGUUAUCAUCGAACAUCAUAACAGCAGAUGCAUCAAAUGAAGAAGUCCAGAGUUUUAUGUCGUUACCAGUUCAUGUUCUGCAAGACAACUCCUUUGUCGGUCCAGUGUUAGUAAAAAAUGCAGCUGGAGAAACGUUUCUCAUUGACCCAAGACAGUGUAGCGUGAUUGGGAAUGCAACUGAUGAAGCUCAACCUCAAUACAUCCUAGCUCCGAGCACUGAACUAGUCGAUGCUGAUCAAGCAUCAACAUCAGGAAUCAUGGGGCUCGACAUGGACUUUUCUUACAUUACAAAUGUUGGGAAUGUGGUACUGGGUGAAAAUGCUGCUGUGCCUGAGAACAACAUGGAUGUUAACUCAUCAACUAUUUUACAAUUAGGCAGUGAAGUCCUUCAAGGGGCAAACAAACUACUUCCUGAAGGAAUGUGUAUUGAUAUGUCUCAAUUAAGCAUUGUAACUCCCAAUGGUAUUGUGUCAUAUGUGACAUCCACUGAUGAUGGUAUACUUUCUGUAGACACAGAAACUGAACAUGCUAUGCCAGAGCCCAGUAGAGGUGAAGAAGUGGAUAUGAAAGAUCUUGUUCUUCACACUGAGGAUGAGAUCGGAUUUGAUGAUUCAGAACAAAUAGACCAAGAAAUUUCUCCCUCUGUACGUGCCAAGAGAGGACGAGGAAGACCCAGGAAAAGUGACCCCCAACAGGAUGAUGUAAUGGAUCCUCCAGUAGGAAAGCCUCCUUAUAAAUGUGACACAUGCGGAUAUGAAGCAGUUCUUUGGGGAAGACUUAAAAGGCACAAAGAAAGUCACAAAAAUGAAAAACCACACCGUUGUAAAGAAUGUGGUGCGUCAUACAAUGUUGAAAUAAAUUUAACUUUGCACAUGGCUACACACAGUCAAGGUGAACUGAAGUGCCCAGAAUGCCAGAGGGCUUUCUCCAGAGUAGCCAGCCUAAGAUCACACCUCAUGAUGCAUGAACGGGAAGAUAACCUUUUCUGUACUGAGUGUGGAGAUGAGUUUGCUUUGCAGUAUCAGCUUGAUAGUCAUGUAAUGGAGCAUCAAGAUGAAUGGGUUGCCAAAAACUUAGAAAGGGUUUAUGAGUGUGUAAAGUGUCAACGUCAGUUCUCUCGAGCAUCUGCCCUGAAAGAACACAUGCGUGAACAUGUCAAGGUAAAGCACUCCUUAGUCAGAAGAAAACAUGACCGUUCUCAAGAUCGCUCGGAUUUCUCUCACAAGUGUCCUACUUGUGCUAAAGUCUUCCAGAAGCCCAGCCAACUUGUCCGACACAUGCGUAUACACACGGGAGAGCGACCUUACCCGUGUGAUAUUUGUGGGAAAGCUUUCAGUCAAAAGGGCUCCCUUCAAAUACACAUGACGAAGCACAAUGGAGACAAACCUUAUCAAUGUGACUUCUGCAGUGCGAGAUUUAGCCAGAAAGGCAACCUGAGGGCUCAUAUUCAGAGAGUACACUCAAUUCCACAACAGGGCACUGUAACUUAUCAAUGUACUGAGUGCCCAUGUAUGUUCCGAAAAUUAGGAAGUUUAAAUUCUCACAUGGGUCGUGCUCAUAAUCAUCAAGGAGACACUACACAGCCAUUGAAAAACAAUGCUCUGAGCUCUGAACAAAUGAUGCAAGUAAAUGUUAACCAAAUUAUGGCACAACUGGCUGCCCUAGAAAAGGCCACAUCUAGUGGAGCACCCACAAAUCCAGGUGUGUCAAGUGACCCUAAGGAGCAACAGUCUCAGCAUGUCAAUUUUAAUAACUCUCAAAAUGCUGAAAAUUCCGUGGUAACUUCAGACAUUAGCUCAUCAACCACAGCAGAUGCUGGCACCAAAGAUAUUCUUCAACAAGCUAUUAGCAAAAGCGGGUUGGAAGGGAAGUCUGAAACAGAACCUGUUGUUGGUAAGGAGAAAACUACACCCAGUACUGGUUUCAUAACUUUGGCUGAUAAGUCCCUUGAUGGGACAGUAAGGCGAUACACUAUACGUCAAAGAAGAGUGGCAGGUGUGCGAUGGCAUCAGUGUUCAUACUGCUGCAAAGAAUUCAAAAAGCCAUCUGAUCUUGUUCGACAUAUUCGAGUUCAUACACAUGAAAAACCAUACAAAUGCUCUCAUUGUUUCCAAGCGUUUUCUGUUAAAUCUACUUUAACAGCUCACAUUCGCACUCAUGGUGGUCUGAAAAACUACUCAUGUGCCGAAUGCAAUGCAAAAUUCUCUUCGGGUAGCAGCCUCAAAGUUCACAUGCGACUGCACAAUGGGGAGAGGCCAUUUUCUUGCAAUGUAUGCAACCGUACUUUCCGCACCUCUGGCCACAGACAGACCCAUUCUCUCACUCAUUGUGCCUCUGAUGCAACAGUGUCUCCCAAGAAGAAGAGAAAAAGAAAGCUUAGGAAACAGGAACUGCAGCCAGGGGAGAGCCUCCCAGAUGUUUUGUUGGAGGAGCCAAUUGUCAUUACAGAGACAGGCUCAGUACAAGAAGAUGUUUCAAAGCCAAGUAAACCACCUGCCCCCAAAGCUUUCAGCUGUGACACAUGCUCCGCAGCUUUCCGCAAACGUAGUCAUCUUAAUGUCCAUCUUAGAAGCCAUACUGGCGAACGACCUUUCCAAUGCCAUAUUUGCAACAGGAGCUUUGUUUCAAGUGGUGUGUUGAAGUCCCAUGUUUUAACACAUGAAGCUGUGAAGCCUUUCAAGUGUGAUAUUUGUUCUGGAACAUUUUCCACUCAAGCAAGUCUUAAGCGGCACCUCAUCAUACACAAUACCAACAAGCCCUUCAUGUGCCCCUACUGCCAUAAAACUUUCAAAAAUAGACUUAAUUGUAAAAAACACAUAAAGAAUCAUAAAAUAGAAGUUGCCAGAGCUGUUGCACAACAAACAAAUGAAAUGCAGGAACAACAAUUUGUUGUGGCCGUUGGAGAUGGUUAUGACGGAGGAGAAAUAAUUGUUCCCAGCUGUCAGGCAUUUUCAAGUAAUGCUCUUGGUGCUGAUGGUAGUCUUGGUGAAACAGUUCCAGUGGGGGACAAACUUCUCCAUACUGGAAGUGUUAUUACUCACACCCUACUGGCUGAUGCUUCUGGAACCAUAACAUUGCCUGCUUCUUUGACUCAGGAAAAUAUCCGUGAGAUAGAGGAUACUCUGAACCAACAGCUGUCAUCUGUGGGUGGUAACACAGUACUUAUCAAUGCGUCAGAGCAAGCUGGUAUUUCUCUUGGUGCUUUGUCGGCUGAAACAGCUGUCCAAGGGACAAGUGUCAUCGAUUUUGCUGAUGCCUCGGAAGCUGCUCAUGCUGAAGAUGUUGCUGCUGCUGCUAAUCUGGCAGCGAGUGAAGCCCCUCCAGAUUCUGGCUUAAACAAUGACCCCAAGGACUCAAACUUAGCUCAGGAAUCAUCUGAUUUGAACUCAGCUAUAUUUGGACAGCCAUUUGACCAACAAGCCUAUGACUCGUGUACAUUCCCUGCUAUCACAUUACAGGGUGACCAGUUAAAUCUUGGGGGUAUUGAUCAAGGAGCCACAUUGUCAGCAAACAUGGAGGCCAUUUUGCCACAGUCAAGGGGCAAUGAGCGUAGAAGGAACGCACAGGAUGAGAAUGCUGAUAAUUCUGAAGCUCAUGAUGAUAUGACAGACAUAGGCGAACUUUGUCUGCAUGAUGUGGAGGUGCACAGUAUGACCAAUGAACAGUUAGUAGAACCAGAACCUGUUCAAGAAACUAGUCCUGCCUUACCAACAUGUGAAACUUGUAAUAAAAGUUUUAAAAGACUUUCCCAACUCAAGUUACAUAUGAGAUCUGUUCAUCAAGCCAGUCCAAAGCCUAAUAUGUGCUCUCAUUGUGACCGAAGCUUUAGCUCAGUGAAUGCUUUACGGUUACAUGCUCGAAUACACAAUGAAGAUAAACAACAUGCCUGUGAGCAUUGUUCUUUGACUUUUUCAACAAUGGCCUCUCUGACCAGGCAUAUGACUGUUCACACCGAUGCUAAGCCUUAUUCAUGUGCCAAGUGUUCUGCAACUUUCCGUACUCAGAUGCAACUUCGUAAACAUGCCAAAAGUCAUGAUUCCAGCUCUUCAAGGCGCCAAAGAACUGGAAGGAAAUUUCCAGCCAUUAUCUUUUCAGAAGAGCAGACAACUGCCUUGGCUACUCAGGAUGCUGAAACGGCUGGUACUGUUUCUGAACAAAUGCUCAUUGCUUCGGCAAUAGAAACUGUAGAAAUGAGUAAAAUAGCCAACAAUGAGGGCUCUAAGAAGUUUGAUCCAGAGACAGUAUUUGCAAAUAAAUGCAAAUAUUGCCCCAAAAGUUUUCGGAAGCCAUCCGACUUGGUGCGCCACGUUCGUAUUCACACGGGAGAGCGACCGUUUCGUUGUGAUUACUGCUACAGAUCAUUUACUGUGAAAUCAACUCUUAUAUCACAUCAAAAGACUCACAUGGCUGACAUGCCAAAAAAGUUCCCGUGCCAUGUAUGUAACCUCAGGUUUUCAACCAAGGGUAGCUUAAAAGUCCACAUUCGAUUGCAUACAGGUUACAAGCCAUUCAAGUGUCAUCUAUGCAGUGCAAGAUUUAGGACUUCCGGCCACCGCAAAGCUCACAUUCAAACUCACAUUAAUGGGUCCACUGGUGCACGUGGUCGCAAAAAUCAACAGGUUCUACCGAUUCCUGAAGAAGAACCAAACAAUGAAGGAGAGCAGAUGCUUGAAGGAAAUCCUACUGAAGUUCAUCAGAUAAUCACUGAGGAUGGAUCAGUUUUGGAAGUUGACACUGCAGCUUUACUUGCGGCCGGUGCCACACUUGAUGGAACCUCAUUGCAGUUUCAAAUUAAUGAUGAGAUACUUCAACAAUUACAGCUUCAAAAUGGAGGAAAUGUUGUUAUUCAAGAAAAUGGUACUGUUGAGUUUGUGACCAAUGGAGAGGAUGUCAAUGCCAAUGAGGAGAUCAUUGCUUCUCAAAUUAAUAUGGCAAAUCAAGAAUUGCCAUCAUUGUUACCAACUAUUGAAGAAAUGGAUGUGGUUCAACACGAGGAACUGGAACAUCAAGACAAUCAUCAUGAUAGCAUGGCAGGCAUGCAUUUUGAAAUCCACACGGAUGAGCAUGGCCAAAUUGUUAACAUUCAACAAACAUUAGACGGAAGUGGGGUUGUGCUUGCAGAUAUGAGUGACGCCAACAUUGGAGAUAUGACAAGAGUAAUUGAUGGGUCCCAGUUUCAUAUUUUGGAUAGUGUUACUGGAGUGGAUACUGUUAACAAAGUAGAUUCAAAUGGAUUUGUGACACUGGACAUUAGCGACAUUAUAAUGCCUCCUCCUAGCAACAGCAAAAAGGGCAAGGGUGGAAAGGGCAAGGCUGAUUCGUCGGGUCCGACUGCUCACACCUGCUCAGUAUGCGGCAAGGUGUUUUCUAAACCAAGCCAACUUCAGCGGCAUGUUAGGAUUCACACUGGGGAAAGACCUUUCCCUUGCACUCAGUGCUGGAAGGCAUUUAAUCAGAAAAAUGCACUGAAAGCUCACAUGAAGCGACACACAGGUGAGCGUCCCUACAAGUGCCCACACUGUGAUCAUGCUUUCACUCAAAGAGGAAAUUUAAAGACACACAUUGGAAGAGCACAUCCCCAUUCAACUGACGCUGUAAUACCAAAGAAGAGAAGUAAGAAGGUGGCAUCACUACCAAAGAGCAACAUACUUGAUGAUGUUACAUUCAGGCUUGAUCUAGAUGGUGUUGUAGGUGACUUAUUUCCGCAAAUGCAAAAUACAGCUGUUGCAGAGGCUGACUAA
This is a messenger RNA of Thrips palmi, 6504 nucleotides long. RefSeq names its product zinc finger protein 236-like. Gene Ontology annotation, cellular component: nucleus. Bases 652 to 6504 code for a protein of 1950 amino acids. Gene Ontology annotation, biological process: regulation of transcription by RNA polymerase II. The transcript has 32 exons. Lineage: Eukaryota; Metazoa; Arthropoda; Insecta; Thysanoptera; Thripidae. The record is from RefSeq and is a predicted model, not a curated record. Gene Ontology annotation, molecular function: DNA-binding transcription factor activity, RNA polymerase II-specific; RNA polymerase II cis-regulatory region sequence-specific DNA binding.